GGCGGGGGGGCCCGCGCCGCGCGAGCCGUUGGGCCUGGCUCGGAGAAGGCGUUGCCGCUGCCGUAGCCGCCACCGCUGGCAGGAAACACAGGAGUGGGACCAAGAGCAGCGUGGCGAUGGGCGGGAGUAGAGCCCCGCCGGAGAGGCUGGGCGGCUGCCGGUGACAGAUAGUGCUCUGUUCGCGGAGUGUCCUGUAUGUCCUGCUGCCUUGAGCUGUCCCGAGCUAGGUGACAGCGUGCUACGCUGCCACCAUGAACGAGGUGUCUGUCAUCAAAGAAGGCUGGCUCCAUAAGCGUGGUGAAUACAUCAAGACCUGGAGGCCCCGGUACUUCCUGCUGAAGAGUGAUGGCUCUUUCAUUGGCUAUAAGGAGCGGCCCGAGGCCCCUGACCAGACCCUGCCCCCCCUAAACAACUUCUCCGUUGCAGAAUGCCAGCUGAUGAAGACUGAGAGACCGCGGCCCAACACAUUUGUCAUACGCUGCCUGCAGUGGACCACAGUCAUCGAGAGGACCUUCCAUGUAGACUCUCCAGAUGAGAGGGAGGAGUGGAUGAGGGCCAUCCAGAUGGUCGCCAACAGCCUCAAGCAGCGGGGUCCGGGUGAGGACCCCAUAGACUAUAAGUGUGGCUCCCCUAGUGACUCGUCUGCGGCUGAGUACAUGGAAGUGGCAGUUAGCAAGGCACGGGCCAAGGUGACCAUGAAUGACUUCGACUAUCUCAAGCUCCUCGGCAAGGGCACCUUCGGCAAAGUCAUCCUGGUGCGGGAGAAGGCCACCGGCCGCUACUACGCCAUGAAGAUCCUGCGGAAGGAGGUUAUCAUCGCCAAGGAUGAAGUCGCCCACACCGUUACUGAGAGCCGGGUCCUCCAGAACACCAGGCAUCCAUUCCUCACUGCGCUGAAGUACGCCUUCCAGACCCACGACCGCCUGUGCUUCGUCAUGGAGUAUGCCAACGGUGGGGAGCUGUUCUUCCACCUGUCCCGGGAGCGCGUCUUCACGGAGGAGCGGGCCCGCUUUUACGGGGCCGAGAUUGUGUCAGCCCUGGAGUACCUGCACUCGAGGGACGUGGUGUACCGCGACAUCAAGCUGGAAAACCUCAUGCUGGACAAGGAUGGCCACAUCAAGAUCACUGACUUCGGCCUAUGUAAAGAGGGCAUCAGUGACGGGGCCACCAUGAAAACCUUCUGCGGGACCCCCGAGUAUCUGGCACCCGAGGUGCUGGAGGACAAUGACUACGGCCGGGCCGUGGACUGGUGGGGGCUGGGCGUGGUCAUGUACGAGAUGAUGUGCGGCCGCCUGCCCUUCUACAACCAGGACCAUGAGCGUCUCUUCGAGCUCAUCCUCAUGGAAGAGAUUCGCUUCCCGCGCACGCUCAGCCCUGAGGCCAAGUCCCUGCUUGCUGGUCUGCUUAAGAAGGACCCCAAGCAGAGGCUUGGCGGGGGACCCAGCGAUGCCAAGGAGGUCAUGGAGCACAGGUUCUUCCUCAGCAUCAACUGGCAGGACGUAGUGCAGAAGAAGCUCCUGCCACCCUUCAAACCUCAGGUCACAUCUGAGGUGGACACAAGGUACUUCGAUGAUGAGUUCACUGCCCAGUCCAUCACAAUCACCCCCCCGGACCGCUAUGACAGCCUGGGCUCUCUUGAGCUGGACCAGCGGACUCACUUCCCCCAGUUCUCCUACUCGGCCAGCAUCCGAGAGUGAGCAGCGCCACCCGCCCGCCGCCGCCAUGGACACACGGCUGCCAUCACGCCGGGGGGCUUUGUCUGGUUUUUUUUUUUUUACUUUUAAUUUUGCCUCUUUUGUUUGCAUCUCCAUCCCUCACCCUUCACCUCCAUUUAUAGUUUUUCCUUCAGCCCUCUGCCAAACUCCCCUCAGCGGACCCAGCGGCCCUGCCUAGGAUCCUGACCUGCCCUCACUUUUGCGCCCAGAUCAGGACGGGGAGACCUCGCCGCCUGCCCCAGGACCGGGCCCUUGGUGGUCGGGAGGACUUUAGUUUUUCAUCCGUGGCCCCAGCGGGGAGCGGAGGUGGAGGCGGAGGUCUGCCUCAGUUUCCGGCGGGGCCCGCAGCUGCCCGCUCUGGGUUGUGCUGCCACGGAGGGCGGACAGUGCCCUGGGCUGCCUUCCACGCCUGUCGUCAGGUUCCGCGUGUCCUGGCAUGGAGUCCCGCUCCCUCCCCACACCGUCGGAAAAGCAGUGAUGUCCAGGGCCAGGCAGGCCUGUGGGAGCUGCGGAGCGGAGGCCUAGGGCUCCCUCAGUAGGCUGGGGCCCAUCACCAGGUGGGGAGCCUGGAGCGGCCAAGGGGAUGACGACGCUGCCUCCCUGCGCCCACACUGCUCUCCUGACCCUGUGGACGAGGCAGGAGGAACAUCUGGGAGCUAGCCUUCCCACCCCAAGCUCCGUGCCUUACCAGGGCUUCCUUCCAGCCGGCCUUACCUCCUGCUGGACCCUGGGCCUGGCCCUUCCCAGGAUGGGGCCGGGAUGGCCCUUCUCUCUGCCUGGGCGGAGGGUGCCGGCCCGUGUUGUUACACAUCUCGCACCGAGACAGUAUUGGGCCCUGUGGACUUGGGUGGGGAGGGGUGUCUCUGGUACGUUCUGGGGUGAGGGCCUUCGAGCAGGGAGGCUCCAGGCCACCUCACUGCCCCCCUCUCAGCCCCACGUUCUGCAGCCUUAAGGUGAACACGUGUCAGUGCUGUGGACACUCAUGUGUGCCUUGGACUGUGUGUGCAUUGGUGUCCUUAUGCAUCUGAGACACAGGUGCAUAUGGGGUGUAUGUACGUGUGUGUGUGUGUGUGUGUGUGUGUGUGUGCAAGCAUGUCCUGGCCUCGAGGGUGUGGUGUGUGUGGGUUUGGGCCCCUGGUCCUGACCCCAGCAUUUCACCCCAGGGGCAGGGGUGCUGGCCUGGCGGGAGAGCCACACAUGAGGUCCACUUGCUGCCCCGUCUCUCCCCUUCCCACCAACAUCCCCGAGUGUUUGGAAUGUAGUUUUGUGGUUUUGAUCUCCCCACCCCACCUCCUGGACUAGGUAGUUCUCAGAGAGACAUCUGGGGUGGGGUGGGGUUCGUGUGGGGGGUGGGAAGUCUCUUUUCCUUUUGUGUGUGUAUGUCAUUGAUCUGACAAUUCUCCCUCUUCCCCACUGGCCUUUCCCUGUUCCUCGUAUUUGUACGGUACAAGCAAUAAAGACUCCUUCAGACCAGGGCCUACCACCCUGGGCCUUUUCUUGCUCACGGAGUCCUGCUCUCAUGGCUCCGUUAGGGGGCCCGUUAAGUCGGUGAGACGGAGAAGGUGCCAUGGCUGGAGGGGAAGGGCCGCUGGGGGUGCAGCCCCGGAGCCGUUUAGGAGAUCCCUGGGCCUGGGUGGCGGUGCAGUGGACAGAGACCUUCUCAGGCCCUCAGAAGCUGCUGGGGCAAAAAG
This is a messenger RNA of Molossus molossus (Pallas's mastiff bat), 3406 nucleotides long. It is a transcript of the gene AKT2, whose product is annotated as AKT serine/threonine kinase 2. Gene Ontology annotation, molecular function: protein serine/threonine kinase activity; ATP binding. NCBI's taxonomy places the organism in Eukaryota, Metazoa, Chordata, Mammalia, Chiroptera, Molossidae. The transcript is spliced from 14 exons. The record is from RefSeq and is a predicted model, not a curated record. Gene Ontology annotation, biological process: protein phosphorylation. The coding region runs from base 252 to 1697 and encodes 481 amino acids.